AAAAACCAAACGAAAUCAGACUUAAGGAAUCAUAGGUGAAGUAGCAGUCUCUUCAACAUAUUUAAAAAUUAACUGGAGAAUUUUAAAGAAAAUUGGUCGCAAAAUGAAUCAUGAAGAUCCUUCUCCAAGCAAUGGCGGUGGAUUCAUUGUGAGGGUGAGAACAGAUUCGAAUGAGUACAAGAUCCUGGUCAAAAACAGCACAACUGUAGGGCAACUAAAAGAGAAGAUAGAGCAAAUAACAGAUAUACCAAUUACUGCUCAACGAUUAUUUUACAACAACAGUAAGAUGCUCGACUGCACACAGAAAAUGUUCAGUGUUGGACCAGGAAGCAUAAUUCAUGUUAAAAGAAGAGGAAGCUGGUGUUUUAUAUUGUGAUGAAGCGAUCAGGCAACCAUUGCAAGUAACCAAGGAACUCUCAUUUCAAAAUGCACAGUAGUGAAAGAAAAACUCUACGGCUAGUUGUUCACUUGCAUAUUAAGUUUGAUAAUUGGAAAGAAUAUGUCCACGUACCUAUACUGCGGAUGGUGGUAUAAAUGAUAUUUUUGUGCAAUAUUGGUUUUUUAGAGUAUUGUCUGUUUCAUAUGAGUGAUUUUGAAGAUUGAUUUAAAGACAGCUGCAUAUCAGGCAAUAUCUACUUCAGCAUUAAAGCGAGGCUGUUACUAUCACACCGGAAAGUGUGUUGGGAAAUUUUCCAGACAUUGGCGCUACCGGGGUGGCUCAGGGCUAGUUAACACCAAAAAUUAACCCAUUUCCAAUUCUUGUAACUUUUGAUGUUCUACCCGGGCCAUAGUACUGCCAAAGAGGGCAUAGAAAAGUCGCUAGCUGUGUUGAUUUUAUCCAGUCUUGAAGCAUUUUGGAAAAUAAUUAUACAUCGAUGAAAUAGCCUGAAACCAUAUUGAACCACUUUCAUUUUAAUUGAUGAAAAACAAGCUGAAAAGAUAUGAUACAACUAGAAAAUUUCUGAAAAAAUCUUGAAUUUAAAUGAAAGUUGGCACAUUGCGUUGCGUCUGAAUAGGCUAGUUCCGAAUCCUGGUCACGGCACCACUUACAUACUAUUUUGAAUCUUUCCCCAGACAAGGAUUUCUUUACAAAGCAAUUUACAAGAGAAAGCCUAGAAUAACAACUUCACGUUUAUUAUGAGUAUUAAUGGGGAAUUAUUAAGCUUAUAUUAUUUAUCUAAAUCAACUUUAUUCUGCACUCGUUAAGCCAUCCUUGAAUUUAAAUUCUAUCCGGAAAAACGGAUACAGGGCGGGGAAAGGUACUCAAAUUGGCGGGGUAAUAAAUUUUUCUUGGUCCAUAAUAUCUGUGAUGUUACAUUUGCGGGUUGCGCCGAUACGUUAGGGGGUUGAACCGAUUAUUUUUUCCCAGUUAAGGCCCAUUCGACGUAUCAAAAGCUAAGCUGCCCCAAUAAGCAAGGAUCUGGGAUUCCCGAAAAAGUGGUGGAACUAUUCACUUUUUUUCUAUAAAAAAAUGGCUAUAAGAAACGAGUACUGGACAGUCAGAAAAAAAUAAGAAACUCCAGUACUCGAAGCAAAAUUACUAAGAAACUAUUAAAUGGUGAUAAAACUGAGAAAAACGAAAUUUUGUAAAAUCCAAGAAUAUGAUUACUCUGUUGGCCUAGAACUUAAGACACAAGGGCAGGGACGUAAACAAGUGGAUAAUUUUGAGGGGUCGUGGAAGGUUAAAAAUUGCAACUCUGCUUAAGAAAAUUUUUCUCUCGACCUGUUAAUCUACUGAACCUACUAAAUUGGUUUUCGAAAAUAGCCUUACUCUAGAUUUCUAGUUUCUGUAUUAUAACCGACAUUUUACUCGUAAUAAAUAGUCUUAAGCAUAAAAACACUAUAGAAGAUGAAGGUAAUCUCUAAAUUUUGAUUAACGUAAAACGAACACAUAAUCUUUUCGUAAGAAGUAAAGCAAUAUAAAAGUCAAAGCAGUAUUAGAUCUUUGAUAUAUUUAAUUAUAAGUAAUAUUCUUUCAAGUCAAUUAACAGCGAUUCUGUUCCUUUUCUGCUUUGCUCAUCUUAAAGCUAUUUGCUGCAGAUCAGUUUUAUAUAAAGUAUCUUUUUCACAAUAAAGAAGCAUCAAGGAAUUAACCAGUUAAUCUUUGUUCUUGAUCGAAGGAAACUUUUUACAAUUUUCAAAGGGCUAAAUGUCCUUUGUGUUUUACAACUGAAAAGGGUGAUCCCCUCAGGGAAGUGCAUAUGCCCGAUUCGUAAGAUAAAACACUCUUCUUUGAUCAAAUACUUCUGCUGCCGCUUCUUUGAUCAAUGUUUUGUGGUUUCUCAUUAGCUUUAUCAUAGCAAUUUAUGAUAAGAUUUAAGGUGGUCUACAAAGUACAGGGGGAGCUUAGCAUACACUCGUUAAGAAGCUUUGAGAACUUCUAGCAAUGACAGAUUUUUAAUGUUUUAAAUGAAUUGGCUACUCGUAGUUUCUUGAAAAAUUCCCACUUUCAAUUGUUCUGAUCAAUACAGGGUAUGAUUUUUUCAAAACUGCAGGCUAAAUAAAUUUUCAUAUUUAAAAUCCCAAAAUCUCUAAGCAAUAUGAUUCACAUAUUUGGUCAUGAGAGUUCAAAAAUUCCAAGUCAACUUGUAAGUUUUCCAACUGUAAUUGGAUUUUCUAACCUUUGGGGGGCGUGACGCCCCCACGCCCCUUAUUAUUUAUGUGCCUGCACAAGGGAUUAAAAUAUACUUCCCACAUCUGUCUAGAUAGAGCAUCAGAACGGAAGCGAAUCUCUUGACUUGAUAAAAAAGGUCACGAAUAUUUAUUUCAUAACAUCAUUCAUGAUUAUGACAUCAUAAUUAAGAAACUCUUAGGAAAAAAUGAGUAUUAAAAUUUCCAGGAAAUUAAGAAACUGGAGUGCUCAACAUCGACCUCUGUUUCUUCUAAAAAGUAAGUGUAUUCGAACUAUCCGCUCUUUCACCGAGGCUCUUGCACCCAGGGUGGUGGAUCUGGGACUUUUGCAAAUUCCAAUUAAUAUUUUCAUUUUUCCCUAGCAAUUAGAUUUUCGUCAAAAGUUAUAUCCGAACACUUUAUUUAUGGAAUCUACUACCGAUUUUGCCGACAAACUGACAAUUUUCCCCAAAACGUUGUCAUUUGUGGAGAACCAGAGGGGAAAAAUGCACUUCCCAAGAAUGAGAUCUUUCGCUCACUAGGGCUGCCUCGUUCAAAUGCUCUGAUGUAUGGUUUUUGUUUAUCAGGCUAGAGGUAUCACCGCUUUGCAGAAGUCUAAAUUGGUUCGCUAAAUUUAUUUUAUAUUGGAUAUAAAUCUGGCUCAAGUUAUGCUUUUCAGGACGUUUACAAGAUCUUUGUUACAAAAAACAAAUAGAAGCAAGAUUUGUCGAGUGUUAUCAGUGAGCUACGCAAGAUACAACAGUGACAAGAACACCUUUUCUACUUUGUCAAGUUGUCUGCAUCCAGACAUCAUCGACGAGUUUCAAGAAAACGGAGCUGUUUGUUUACGCAAUGUUUUUGAUAAGCACUGGCAGGAAGUAGCUCAUAAAGGAAUCGAAAAAUGCUUCAACAACCCCAGUGAAUAUUGUGAUUGGAUCAUUGGGGAGGAUGGCGAAGGGGUUUAUUUCAAUGAUUACAUGAACUGGGAAAAAGUGGACGAAAUAAAAGAAUACGCAUUCAACUCACAAGCAGCGGCUAUUGCUGGGCAGUUAAUGAAAAGCAAUGUGUCAAUUUUCUUUCAUGAUCAUGUUUUUGUGAAAAAAGGAGGAAAAAAUAGAGCAGCCCCCUGGCAUCAUGAUCAGGCUUAUUAUCCUAUUGAUGGGAUGCAGAAUUGCACAAUCUGGAUGCCAACAACACCUGUAAACAAAGAAACUUGCUUGCGUUUUGUCAAGGGAUCGCACCUUUGGCAAAAAUGGUUUCACCCAAAGAAGUUUGUUUCUCAUUUGAAUUAUUCUCUUGACACAAUUGAUACCUUUGAGUAUGAAGAUAUUCCUGAAGAUAUUGAUGAUGGAACUUAUGAAAUCUUGACAUGGGAUCUACAGCCAGGGGAUUGCAUCGCUUUUCACAUGAAGACACUUCAUGCUACUACUAAAGCAAGUGCUACAUCGCCAAGAUACGUGAUAGCCACAAGAUGGCUAGGCGAUGAUGCUGUUUAUGCAAGAAGGCCAUGGAAGUCGUCCCCACCACAAGAAACCCUACCCAAAGGUCUUCAAUUAGGAGCAAACAUAUCAACAACCAAAAGCUUCCCUAUAAUUUGGCAGAAGAUGAUGAACACUGAAUGAAGAAAGCUUUUUGGUUUAUCUGAUAUCGUUCUUAUGAUCGUACUCACUUAAGAUAUAAGAAAUUUAGGAUAUCGUAACUAUCAUUUGAUGACGACAGAUAUGAAUAGUAAUGUGUGAGUUGAAAUUCACAGGAAUACGACUGAUUUAAUAUUUUACAAGUAAUGCGUUCCGGGGUUUUUUUUAUUCAGAGAAAUCAAUAACAAUACAAUUUUACAUACUACCCUAAUUACUGUACUACACUACGGGGACGAUACCAUGGGGAGCGAAAGACAAUGACUACCCCAUGGCCGAUACAUAAAAACACACAACAUUAAACAAGGAUAGAAAAAAAGAUAACUAAAACUAGGUAGACUAAUUACGAAUACAGAGUAAACAGACAAAAAGUAGAUGCUAAAGUAUAAGAGUGUGCAGCAAUGGAAUAUUUAAAAGCGUUCUGAAGCAUGAAUGAAUUUGAGUGUUGCCUGAAGUAGCUUCUUAUUUGAGUCAAUGAUUAGUCGCUCGUCACCAUACAAAAUGAAUUUGAGUAAAGCUUCAUUUGAAAGAGACGUUUCCGGCGUUUGAAAGCCUUAGAUUUGAUAAUUUUCUUCUUGCAAACUUCGAGCCCCUUUUUCGGGUGCUGUAUAGCAACUUACAAAAGACACACUUGAGUACAUCGAAAACAAUUCAUUAAUUGUUUAGAAA
Molecule: messenger RNA, 4913 nt
Organism: Rhopilema esculentum
Lineage: Eukaryota; Metazoa; Cnidaria; Scyphozoa; Rhizostomeae; Rhizostomatidae
Source: RefSeq, a predicted model, not a curated record